This is a messenger RNA of Saccostrea cuccullata (small rock oyster), 1675 nucleotides long. RefSeq names its product structural maintenance of chromosomes protein 4-like. Gene Ontology annotation, biological process: mitotic chromosome condensation. NCBI's taxonomy places the organism in Eukaryota, Metazoa, Mollusca, Bivalvia, Ostreida, Ostreidae. Gene Ontology annotation, molecular function: protein binding; ATP binding. Gene Ontology annotation, cellular component: condensin complex; chromosome. The annotation marks the transcript as partial. The record is from RefSeq and is a predicted model, not a curated record. The transcript is spliced from 12 exons.
GGUCAGUAAUCUUGUGAAAAAUAUCCCAGAAAUGGAAAAUUUUCUCCAGAAAGCCAAGUCUGAUUAUGAGAAGUCAUCAGAAAGUGAUUCAAGACUAGCAGAGCAGCUGAGAAGUCUGAGAGCCAAGGUGGAAGAAGCCAGAAGCUCAAUGCAGGCAGCCAGGAGUAAAGGAAAAGUCAUAGACUCCCUUAUGAAUCUAAAGAAAAAUGGUCAGAUGCCGGGAUUGUUUGGAAGAUUGGGAGACCUUGGUGCUAUCGACAUGAAGUAUGACAUUGCCAUAUCGACUGCGUGUGGAGCUCUAGACCACAUCGUUGUGGACACAGUGACAUCUGCCCAGCGAUGUGUAGAGUAUCUGAAGAAGAACAAUAUUGGGGCAGCUACAUUUAUCUGUCUGGAGAAGAUGCAGAGGUGGAAGGAACACACAAAGAAAAAAAUUCAAACCCCAGAGAAUGUCCCCCGACUGUUUGACUUAGUGAAAACUAAGGAGGAGAAGAUUCUACCUGCCUUUUAUUUUGCCCUGAGGGACACUUUGGUGGCCAAUGAUUUGGACCAGGCUACAAGGAUUGCCUACGGGAAAACUAGAUACAGAGUUGUGACCCUUCAGGGGCAACUACUGGACCAGUCAGGUACUAUGAGUGGGGGAGGAAAAACUGUGUGUAAAGGAAGAAUGGGAUCCUCUAUUGCUUCUGAUGUAGACCCCAAAGAACUCACCAACAUGGAAAACUCACUGGAAAAAGUGACAGCAGAAGCCCAGCAAAGUCGGGCCAACAAAGAAAAGCUGGAGGAUGCAAUCCAACAAAAUCAGAAGGACUUGUCAUUUAUGAAGCACAAAAAAGAGAAAUGUGAACUAGAAAUCAAGGCAUUAGAAGAGCAAAUUACGUCCUUGACCUCCCAGAUUAAAGAACAAGAGGUGAAGGUCAAAGCAGCAGCUCCUGAUGAAAAACAGCUAAAGGAACUGGAGACAAAGGUCAACCAGUACAGAAAAGAUUUUGACAAAGCAAAUGGAGCAGCAUCAAAGGUUGAAGCAGAAGUACAGAAACUCCACAAACAGAUUAUGGACAUUGGUGGGACUAAGAUGAAGGCAGCUCAGGCCUGUGUAGACGCUGUAAAUAACAAGAUUGACACAGUUACUGGACAAAUUACCAAAGCCCAGGUGGGCAUCAAGACCGCAGAAAGAAAUCUGAAGAAAGCCGAAGAAAAAGUCAUCACUGCUGGGGAAGAUAUUGAAGAAAACAAGAAUAAGAUUGAAGAGUUACAGAAACAACUAGAGACUCUGGAGAGUGAUGCUACCAAUGUACUGAAGGCUUAUAAAGAGGCCCAGGACAAGAUGAAGGAGUCGGAGGUGAUUCUAAAUGAAGUUCGGGCUGAGAUUAGUAAACUGGAGAAGGAUGAAAACGAGCUCCAAAAAGACGUAGUGGAUGUACGCCAUGAACUGGAGCGGAUCGAGGGCAUUGUUAAAAGCAACAAACUCAAAGUCAAACACUGGAAAAAAGAGAUGAGCACAUUGUCCUUGACACCAAUUGAUGGUAAAGAGACGGGGGAAUUAACAGAGCUUUCCCCUGAGGCUCUGAAGGACAUAGAUAAGGAGGGGGUGCAGUACGAAAUCACAGUGCUGGAGGAAAAACUGGCGCAAAUGAAACCCAACAUGGCAGCUAUUGCAGAGUAUCGCAAAAAG